Messenger RNA from Oncorhynchus gorbuscha (pink salmon), 4144 nucleotides. It is a transcript of the gene atrx, whose product is annotated as ATRX chromatin remodeler. Lineage: Eukaryota; Metazoa; Chordata; Actinopteri; Salmoniformes; Salmonidae. Gene Ontology annotation, cellular component: nucleus. Gene Ontology annotation, molecular function: ATP hydrolysis activity; ATP binding; ATP-dependent chromatin remodeler activity. The record is from RefSeq and is a predicted model, not a curated record.
AUGCCAGUUUCAUAUGCCAUUAUACCAAGAACAAAAGACUUCCAUUGGCCCUUGGGCAGCGAUGACUCAGCAGACUUAGACUCUGAGGAAUCGGCUAGCAGCAGUGAGUCAGGAGUUAGUGAGGAGAUCAGUGAGGAGGAGGAGGAGUCAGAGGAGGAGUCAGAGGAGGGCAGCAGUCGCAGGAGGACCACGCGCUCCUCCAAGAAGAAGAAGAAGAAGGAGGAGAGGAGCUACGCCCAGAAGAAGAAACGCCGUCGCAUUAAGGUUCAGGACUCUUCAUCUGACGAGAAGGUAUGGGGGGUGAAAGGUAUGGGGGGUGAAAGACACUCUAAAGGACAGAGGAAGAAGAUCAGAAAAAUCCUCAAGGACGACAAGCUGAGGACGGAGACGAGGGAUGCCCUGAAGGAGGAGGAGGAGAGGAGGAGACUCGCUGAGAGGGAGCAGCUCAGGGAGAAACUCAGAGAGGUACUCGUGGUGGAGGAGGCGUCCGCCGUUGCUUGUCCAAUCACAACCAAGCUGGUGCUGGAUGAAGACGAGGAGACCAAGGAGCCCAUGGUGCAGGUUCACCGCAAUCUGGUCACGAAGCUCAAACCACACCAGGUCGACGGGGUCCAGUUCAUGUGGGACUGCUGUUGUGAGUCGGUGAAGAAAACCAACAAGAACUCUGGUUCUGGAUGUAUCCUGGCUCACUGUAUGGGCCUGGGAAAAACACUGCAGGUGGUAACCCUCCUCCACACACUGCUGUGUGAAAAGUUAGACUUCUCCACGGCUCUGAUCGUCUGUCCUCUCAACACCGUUCUCAACUGGCUCAACGAGUUUGAGAAGUGGCAGUAUGGCUUCAGGACGAGGAGAGUGACGGAGCUGGCCACGGUGAAGCGUCCUCAGGAGGCGUCUGCUCUGCAGCAGUGGCAGGAGGAUGGAGGAAUCAUGAUCAUUGGCUAUGAGAUGUACCGUAACCUCACUCAGGGUAGAAACAUCAAGAGCAAGAAACUCAAAGAGACCUUCCAGAAGACCCUGGUUGACCCAGGCCCAGACUUUGUGAUCUGUGAUGAGGGCCACAUCUUGAAGAACGAGGCGUCGGCCAUCUCUAAAGCCAUGAACUCCAUCAAGACCCGACGGAGAGUGGUGCUCACCGGCACUCCACUGCAGAACAACCUCAUAGAGUACCACUGCAUGGUGAACUUCAUCAAGGAGAACCUGCUGGGGUCAGUGAAGGAGUUCAGGAACCGCUUCGUCAACCCCAUCCAGAACGGGCAGGCAGCGGACUCCACAGACCAGGAUGUACGCAUCAUGAAGAAGAGGGCCCACAUCCUCUACGAGAUGCUCAAUGGAUGUGUUCAGAGAAGAGACUACUCUGCCCUGACCAAGUUCCUGCCUCCUAAACAUGAGUACGUUGUGUCCGUCAGAGUCACGCCCAUCCAGUGUACUCUAUACCGACACUACCUGGAGCACUUAACAGGUGCGGGGAACGCGGUGGAGGGGGGUCGGGGCCGAGCCGGGACCAAACUGUUCCAGGACUUCCAGAUGCUCAGCAGAAUCUGGACCCAUCCCUGGUGCCUGCAGCUGGACUACAUCAGCAAGGAAAACAAGGGGUACUUUGACGAGGACAGCAUGGACGAGUUCAUCGCCUCGGAGACCGAGGAGUCUUCCAUGAGCAUGACCUCUGAAGACGAGAAACAGAAAAAGAAGAAGAAGCGGGGGAAGGCCAGGAAGAAGGACAGUGACUCAGACAGUGACGCUCUCGAGGUGAUUAAGGAGUGGAACACCAGCUCCCGAGGGGGAGACCCCUCCAGCCGCAACCGGGCGGAGCCACAGGAGGAAGUGCGCCCAGCUUCCAGCCCUGGCACCAGGAGUCCUGACUGGCACAAGGAGUUUGUUACGGAGGCCGACUCUGAGAUCCUGGAGCAUUCUGGGAAGAUGGUGCUGCUGUUUGAGAUUCUCCGUAUGGCCGAGGAGGUGGAAGACAAAGUUCUGGUGUUCAGUCAGUCUCUGAUCUCUCUGGACCUGAUUGAAGACUUCCUGGAGCUGGCUGGCCGAGCCAAAGAGGAGGAGAAACAGUCUCCCUACAAAGGUGAGGGGAAGUGGUUCCGGAACAUAGACUACUACCGCUUGGACGGCUCCACCAAUGCCCUGAACCGGAAGAAGUGGGCAGAGGAGUUCAAUGACACCAGCAACGUCAGAGGUCGGUUGUUCCUGAUCUCGACCAGGGCUGGUUCUCUGGGCAUCAACCUGAUCGGAGCUAACAGGGUCAUCAUCUUCGACGCGUCCUGGAACCCGUCGUACGACAUCCAGAGUAUCUUCAGGCUCUACCGCUUCGGACAGCUCAAGACCUGCUACGUCUACCGAUUCCUGGCUCAGGGUACUAUGGAAGAGAAGAUCUAUGACCGCCAGGUGGCUAAACAGUCUCUAUCCUUCAGAGUGGUGGAUCAACAGCAGAUAGAGAGACAUUUCACCAUGAAUGAGCUGACGGAGCUCUACGCCUUUGAACCUGACCUUCUGGAUGAUCCCACUGGCAAGAAGAGCAAGAGGACCACUCCUAUGCUGCCAAAGGACCCCUUCCUAGCUGAGCUGCUCCACAGCAAUAAGGAGCAGAUUGUGGGCUAUCAUGAACAUGACUCCCUACUGGAUCACAAGGAAGAGGAGGCUCUCAGCGAGGAGGACCGCAAAGCAGCCUGGGCCGAGUACGAGGCGGAGAAGAAGGGUCUGUCUCUGCGUGUGAACCAUGGAGCGUACGGAGGACAGAUGGACAUGGGAGGAGCUAACAGCUACUUCCCCUUCAACGCUGCCGCACUGGCCUCUAUGUCCAACCCUCAGCUGGAGGAGUUGAUCAACCAGGGCCGUCAGAAGGUGAUGGAGGCCACCAACGCUCUCAAAUUCCUCCCCAGAGAAUCUCUAGAGGACACCAUCGGGAGAGUGUGGAAGGAGAACCCGGCCCUCACGGAGUCCCAGGUCCAGGCCAUGGCUCUGGGGAGACAGGCCAGUGUAGAGAUGGAGCUCAAACGAAGAGAAGCUGUCUACAGAGAUGUCCUCAAUAAGCAACAGACUCUAAUGAUGUACGUUCAGAAGGUGAUCACCAACAGGAAGGUGAGAGAGCAGCAGAUGGCCAUGGCCAACCAGGCCCAGCUGAUGAGCCAGAUGAACGGCAUGCUGGGAGCUGGCGGGAUGAGCCAGAUGGAACUCUUGGGGUUGUACCAACAGCUGGGGGCGCUACAGGGUCAUCCACCCACCCCUCCAUGGGGCAAGAACCCCGGCCCCUCCAAGGGCAACCUGUAAGGGGAGGGGGACCCAGGGCUUGCUCCACAUAGUCCCCUAUCUAUUCUCUACAUAGUGCACUAUCCACUUCAUAUUGUCUCUGGUCAAAAGUAGUGCACUAUUUAGGCAAUAGGGUAUCAUUUGGGACUCAGACCCACUCACUGCCCCCUCACUGUCUCAGUAGGUCGCUCCCUGAUGCUGCUCCAUCUCCUAUGUAGUGCACUAGAUGGAGCCCAGAUCCCUAGGGUUUUGGUUAGAAGUAGUGCACUAUGUAGGGGAUAGGGGUGGGAUCUGGGCCGUUGCCCGCUGUCCUUACAACCCUCCUUCACUGGGGAGGUGAGAGACGACACAGAGAGAAGGGUCUCGGAGCCCCUCGCCACUCCUUCCAGCUCUCCUGAAGCAGGGAAUGACAUGACUUGUAUAGGGACUAUAUGAAGGCGUUUUAGAAAUGUCAUUUGAAAUUCUGUAUAUACAGCCUUAAUGUUAUUCAACUUCUCUUCUGUCUUCAGUUUUCAUGUAUUUAAAAUAACGUAAGGAAAGGGAAAUGUUUUUGUCCCAAUGCUUUUAAGCAUUACGUUAUUCUUUCCCCUUAAAGAAGGGUUGUUUAAUGAAUUGAUUAUUCUGUAAGUUGUGUUUUGAUACAGUUUUAAUGAAUGCCUGUCUAUCUAAAGAACCCCCAGAGGGAGACCAUAGUGCUGACAGGACUGUUUCAGGAUAUUAAACAUUAGAUUAUUAGAUCCCCUAUAGAACCCUCCCUCUACCAAGACACACGCAGGCAGACAGACACACGCAGGCAGACAGACACACGCAGGCAGACAGACACACGCAGGCAGACAGACACACGCAGGCAGACAGACACACGCAGGCAGACAGACACACGCAGGCAGACAGA